This is a messenger RNA of Saccostrea echinata, 2376 nucleotides long. RefSeq names its product leucine-rich repeat-containing protein 74A-like. Gene Ontology annotation, molecular function: GTPase activator activity; calcium ion binding; small GTPase binding. Gene Ontology annotation, cellular component: perinuclear region of cytoplasm; cytosol; nucleus. Lineage: Eukaryota; Metazoa; Mollusca; Bivalvia; Ostreida; Ostreidae. Bases 495 to 2324 code for a protein of 609 amino acids. Gene Ontology annotation, biological process: activation of GTPase activity; nucleocytoplasmic transport. The record is from RefSeq and is a predicted model, not a curated record. The transcript has 13 exons.
CAAAACCUUCCAACGCUGCCCCUACUUGAAUGAUAUAUCUCUCUAAUACCGCGAUCAAACAUCUUGUUUAAGAACCGUACUGUUAUUGAUCUAUUUUUUACGGGUAUACCACCGAAAAGGUUACCUUUCCCAUUAUAAAUGAGCACAAUCAUUGAUUUCGCGAUACUUUCUCUUGCCGUUCACCCCCUGUUGUGGAGCGACCAAAGACCCUUGGAGGAACUUACAUUCACAAUGCGUUUAUACAAUUGCUUCUCAUUUGGAACAUAUCAGCUUUAACGCUUCAAUUAACUGUUUAAACUUCCAAUCGGAAAUUAAUAAUUUUCAUUUUUUUAUAAAUUGAAUUCAGAAAUCCAUCUUUUCAGGUGUGAAAGAAAUGACGAGGAACAAAAUGAAAACUUUACACAUCUGAUUGUAAAUGUAAAUAGCGUAAUCAAAUAGCAAUACAGCCUUCUUUAGUGAGCAGUAAAGCCCGAGAGAACUGCGAAGACUGUAAAAUGAUUUCGGAGAAUAGUGCUGUGCAGAAGUCUGGGAAGCGGGCGAAGGCGAAGAAGGUGUCAAAGGAGAUAGAGGCGGAAAUGAAUGCUAUUAAGGAGGUAACCAUCGCCAAUAACCUCACGGCGGAAGUUCUGGAACCGGAAGACUAUGAUACAGAUCUGGAAGAAGAAAAAUACCCCAAAUGCUAUACAGUGCCUUUAGAGGAACGUCCACGUGUAAUUUACACAAAAGCUUGCCACAAAUUCAAUUUGACUCCCUCAUCCUCCUGUCUGCGAGGAAUGACGACAGGGAUCGUCAACUUAAAUCAUCAAAAUCUGGGACCAGAUGGCGCCAAAGCUGUUGCAUUAGGUCUUGUAUUAUGUGAGACGGUGUCUGAACUUCACAUGUCAGGGAACAAUAUAGGACACAGCGGAACCAAAUAUAUAAUAGACAUGCUCAGAGAAAACGAGAACAUAGCAGUGGUGAAUUUGGCUGACAAUAACCUGCAGUCUGAUGGUGCUAGGUUGUUGUGUGAAAUGUUAAAUGAAAAUGACGCAAUUUUGUCUGUAAAUGUUUCAGGAAACAAUUUCAAACCUACAGAUGCCCAUUCAUUUUACACAAUGAUGUCAUAUUAUAGGUGUACAUUGAAGGAACUCGAUAUUUCAAAUAAUAAUUUUGGAGAAUAUGGCGGAAAACUUAUAGGGGAAGCAAUAGGUAACAAUGACACGAUUGAAACGCUUAACAUAAGUUGGAACGGAUUCGGGUUUAAUGGAGCUAAGGCAAUUGCUAAAGGACUUGAGGAAAAUACGUGCUUGAAGUCUUUGGACAUAUCGUGGAAUGGACUUGAAGAUCAUGGGUCAGAACUGAUCGCUACAGCGACAUCAAUUAAUGACGUCAUGAUUAAUUUAAACUUAUCAGCCAAUAGAAUUGGACCGAAAGGACUUGGGCUAGUAUUAAAGGCCAUUUCAAACAAUAAAUCAAUAAAGUCGUUAAAUGUGAGUCGAAAUCCUAUAACAUUUGAAGGCCCAGUUAUUGCGGUUCAAACAAUAUUAGAACAUCCUGAAUGCGGACUGGAAUCCAUAGAGUUUAGGGAUAUGUGUGUUCCUCGUCAGUUUUUACCCAUUUUAAUGAAAAUCCACGAAGGCAAGCCACAGUUCCGCGUGAAACAUGGCGGAUAUGUGAACGCCUCUGAUGUUCUCCAUCACUCUAUGGAACAGAGAAUGGAACACGUCCUAAAUGAUCCUAUGAUGAGAUUAUUACAAUAUGUCCACGACCGGAAGCUCCGACUCGCCGACCUCUUCUUCCAGUUUGAUACAGAUAGGAAUAUGACCAUCAGUGACAGUGAAUUCGUCGCUGGGAUAAGGAGAGCAGGAAUUCCGAUGACAGAUACCCAGAUUCAAGAACUGGUAGAUAAACUAGAUGUUGAUGGAGAUGGCGAAAUUGAUUUUGGCGAACUGAAACUUGGAGAAAAGAAAUAUCUACAGAGAAUACAAAAAGUUGGUGUUGAAUUACCGUUCGGAAGCAAGACGGGAAAACAGUCCUCCCGACCAGCCUCCAAAACGUCCAAUGUGAGAUCCAGACCAGCAUCGAACACGUCACGUCCGGUUUCCAGCACGUCUGCGCAAACCAUGGACAGACCGAUGUCUAACACGUCACGUCCAGUUUCCAGAAGAUCUGUGCAAAUCAUGGACAGACCAAUGUCUAACUCUUCGAAGAAAACAGAGCGCCCUAAAACAGAUCCAACCACAGUUUCACUGUCAAAAGAAAUGAGCGACUUGAAAACAGAUUUAGAGGACUUGACAGACAGCUCCUCGUCAGGAGAAUCGGAAGAGGAAGGUGAUAACACAUAAUCCAGUGACUGAACAGUUUACUUCACGUGCCAAAAUUAUUUGAAAAAGUACC